Coturnix japonica (Japanese quail) is the source of this 2536-nucleotide messenger RNA. Its product is annotated as homeobox protein NANOG. Gene Ontology annotation, biological process: regulation of transcription by RNA polymerase II. Gene Ontology annotation, molecular function: RNA polymerase II cis-regulatory region sequence-specific DNA binding; DNA-binding transcription factor activity, RNA polymerase II-specific. NCBI's taxonomy places the organism in Eukaryota, Metazoa, Chordata, Aves, Galliformes, Phasianidae. The record is from RefSeq and is a predicted model, not a curated record.
GCACGGGACGGCCUCGCUCACGCCUGCAAGGCCCGAGGUGGAAACAAGGCUCCUCCUCCUCCCUGCCCUCGGGGGGUCGGGUGUGCGGGGAGCCAAAACUGACCCCCACGAGGAACCAAAUGGGGAAGCCAGUCUUACCGUCCUAGUCCUCCCCCACUCUCCGAAUAUCUCCAAAGCCACUCCCUCCCAAUCAACUGACUUUUAACAUGACAAUGGUCCUGACAAUCCCUUGGCCAAAGCCAGUCUGGGGAGGACAUAAAACAUUGCCCCUCACCGCCUAAUGGGGGUAUCUCCGUGCAGUAGGCGCGUCCGCAAUCAGCUCAUCGCCAGCAACAGCUGGAGGUGCCGUCCCGACCAUGAGCGCUCACCUGGCCAUGCCGUCUUAUGGCUCUGUUAGGUGCGGUCACUACUACUGGCCCUCUCCGAGCAGCAUGGAUAGUGCGUCCACCGAAGAAGCUCCGGCAACAGACCACUCGACCGCAGAGCAGAAGACGCCCUGCCACCCAGAUGCCUCUCCAGCCUCCUCCAGCUCUGGGACGCUCAUUCAGUAUACUCCGGACUCUGCCACUAGCCCUACUGGAGACCACCCAUCUCAACACCCCACUUAUCAGAAGGUCAAGGAUAAAGGUGAUAGUGGGGCAAGGAAGGGCAAGAGCCGCACGGCUUUCUCCCAGGAGCAGCUACAGACCCUGCACCAGCGGUUUCAGAGCCAGAAGUACCUCAGCCCACAUCAGAUCCGGGAGCUGGCUGCUGUUCUGGGGCUCACCUACAAGCAGGUGAAGACAUGGUUUCAGAAUCAACGGAUGAAGUUUAAACGUUGCCAGAAGGAGAGUCAGUGGGUGGAUAAAGGGAUUUAUCUACCACAGAGCGGGUUUCAUCAAGCUGCAUAUCUGGAUAUGACCCCUACAUUUUACCAGGGCUUCCCUGUUGGUGCCAGCAGAAACCUUCAGGCUGUGACCACUGCACACCAGGCCUACAGCAGCGGCCAGACUUACGGGAAUGGGCCGGGCCUGUACCAGAUCGUGGCUAUGGAAGAUGAUGAGUUCUUUGGAAAAGGUGGAACAAGCUGCAACACCCAGCAGGCCAUGGGUUUAUUAAGUCAGCAGAUGAACUUCUAUCAUGGCUACUCUACCAGUGUGGAUUAUGACAGCUUGCAGGCAGAAGAUACCUACAGCUUCCAGAGCGCCUCUGAUAGUAUCACACAGUUCUCAAGCUCUCCUGUACGGCAUCAGUACCAGGGCCCUUGGCAUACCCUGGGGACCCAGAGUGGUUAUGAGACUUAGACCUAAGUAUUGUUCUUUUCCUUCCUCCUGUUCUACCUCAUGAGGUUUCUAAGGUCUUGACUCAAAGAUCCAAUUUCAAUUCCUUUCUUUUGCCCCUCCUUCUCAGUUUGUGCUUUAACUGUUGGUGGGGUCUAGCACCUUGUUGCUUUGGGUUUCUUUUCUCUUUAAAGGCAUCUCUGUGCUUUGCAAAGCUAGCCCUUUGCAAGGCUGUUCUGUGUGUGGACAGGUGAAAUUGCAUUUAUGGAGGGGAAUGUGCAAUGCCACAGUCAGGAGCAGUGGAGAUGGUGAAGAUCUGUGCUUACUGUCCAAGACCCACUCUGCUGCCUCUAGCGGGUGAUUCUCUGAUCUUUGCCAUGUGUCUUGCAGCCAAAACUUGGAGAAGACUUAAUUUUUGCAAGGAAUACUCUAUUUGUAGCCUAUAGUCUUUCCUGCUGUCUUGCCUUUUUCUGCUGCAACUUCAGUCAUGCUUAUCUGUAUAUCAGAAUUCACAAGCAAUUUGUGAAUACAGUGACAAAUACCAUUGGCAGCUUUUUCAAAGGUAAAGAAUAGGCAAAAGUUAUAUUAAAAAUUGUUUCAUGGUUAGUUAUUCUGAAACCUGGAUGUCAGGGAGGAAAAUCCUGUUGGAUAGUAGUGGAGUUGGCAUCCAAAGGGCUAGAGCAGGAUGUUUCCUUAAUCUCUUGUCUAAUCCCAGUUUUAAGAUAGCAAGCUAUCACCAGUGCUUAGUUGGAUCUUUUCCAUAUUCUACUUCUGAAAUGUAUAGCAGCUACCUCUUCUGGUAGCUGUUCUGGAGGAGGUGACAAGUUUAGGGAAACCUAGAUAGACAACCAAAGAAUGAAAAUGGCAAUUAAAUGUUUUUAUUUUGCUUUUCAAAGGAACUGAAUCAUCCCUUUCAGUAUGGAAGUUAGUGUCUGCCUGUGAGAAACUGGAUCUUUUUUAAGUGAUGAGAUUGGAGAGUCCAGUCUGUCACUGCCCAGGAACACAAAAUAUCUUGAGUUGGUGAGAGUGAAUAAAUGAUAAAAGCAUAAAUAAUGUUUUUCACUUAUGCAGAGUUUGUACUGCAGUCCUGUAUUUUAAUGUGUGUGCAAGGUUAUGUCAUAGUUGAACUUUUACUACAAAGAUGAAUGCUUGCUGCUGUUCUUGCAGUGAUCAUGGCCAUGUUCUAUGGUAUAUGUGUGGUCUACUGCUUUACUUCUACUUGAUUUUUUACAAACUUGCUUGAAUUAAAAAUAAAUGACUUUAUUUUAGUGCUGAAA